GCCGGCGGGAUGUGUGUGUUUGUGUGAGUGUGUGUGAGUGUGUGUGUCUCUCGGGUGCUUCACUCCGUAGUGUGUGAGUGAUCAUGGAGCGCGGCGGGUCACAAGAGGAGCAGCGGACCUCAUGAAGUUGUUGUCGGUGUCUGGAGACCUGCUGCCCGGCUGCUGCGACCCGAGGCUCCGGCUCCUGUCCCCCGGAGGGUGGAGAACUUCCUGAAAAUACCGUGAAGUGUUCUGGUUCCCCCGGAGAGUUCUGGUUCCCUGGAGAGUUGUGGUUAUUCCGGAGAGUUCUGGUUCUCCCGGAGUGUUCUGGUUCUCCUGGAGAGUUCUGGUUCCCUGGAGUCUCCUGGUUCCCUGGAGAGUUCUGGUUCCCCUGGAGUCUUCCUGGUUCUCUGGGAACAUCUGGUUCUGGUUCUCCUGGGAACUUCUGGUUCUGGUUCCCCUGGAGUCUCCUGGUUCUCUGGGAACAUCUGGUUCCGGUUCCCCUGGACUCCUGGUUCUCUGGAGAGUUCCGGUUCCCUGGAUAGUUCUGGUUCUGCUGGAGUCUUCUGGUUCUGGUUCCCUGGACUCUCCUGGUCCCCGGGGAACUUCCGGUUCCGGUCAUGGCUCUGUCCCAGCUCCAGUGUCUGGACGAGCAGCACGUGAACCUGCGGGUGCACGAGGCCAAGGUGAACUUCCUGUACUGUGAGGACCAGCGUCUCGCGCUGGAGGCUCUGCUGCAGGACGGGCGCGAGGCGCUGGGCGCGCUGCAGCGGGCGCGUGGCCUGCGCGGCUUCCUGUCCGACCCGGAGAUGGAGGCUCUGUCCGCGGGGGUCCAGCCCUACGACCCGGGGGCGGAGCUGCUCCCCGGGGACCCGGAGGACGGAGACCCCCCGCUGUCCCUGCAGUACUGGCCCGAGCUGUCCGACACCUCCGUGCCGCAGAUGGACCUGGGCUGGCCCGAGGCCGCCUCGUACCGGGGGGUGACGCGCGCCACCGUGUACGCGCAGCCCCCCAUGGAGGGUCAGACUCACAUCAAAGAGGUCGUGAGGAAGAUGAUCGCGCAGGCGCAGAAGGUGAUCGCAGUGGUGAUGGAUGUCUUCACUGACGUCGACAUCUUCAGAGAUUUGCUUGACGCUGGUUUCAAGAGGAGGGUUUCUGUCUACAUCCUGUUGGAGCGCACCAGUCUACCUCAUUUCCUGUCCAUGUGUCAGAGGGCCAACAUGCACGCGGGGCAACUCAAGCACCUUCGUGUUCGCUGCUCAGAAGGAACAGAGUUCUGCACUCGGUCAUGCUCUAGGGUCAAAGGGCAACUGGGACACAGAUUUAUGUUCAUCGACGGAGACAAAGCUUUGUCGGGGUCGUACAGUUUCACCUGGAUGUCAUCGCGGCUGGACAGGAACCUCGUCACCGUGGUAACGGGCCAGGCAGUGGACUCCUUCGACACGCUGUUCCGCUUCCUCUACGCGACCUCCAGCUCAGUUGACCUCCGGCCGGUUGCCACGGACCCGGAACUGGAGCCCGAGCCCAUCCGACAGCCGGCCCCAGUCGCCCCUCCGUCUGCUGCUGAUUUAAGGAAAAUGUACAACCCUAAAUAUGCCGUGCUCAUGGCAGGGAACCCCACUAUGAACCCGCCCACUGGUCCCAAAGAGCCCCAAAAAUCUGAGAACCCUGAAGUCCCAGGAAGUAAGAAGAGGGGGCAGCGGAAGAUCAGUAAAGAGGCUUCACAGGAGGCUCCUCCCCUCCAUCCUGGACUUUCCCAUUUAGAGAAGGCGAACUUGAUCUCAUACAUACCGACCUGGCCAGAGCCGGACCCCGCUAGUGAUGUGAUUGGAUUCAUUAACGUCCGGGACAGCAGCAAACCAAUUCAGGUCCAUCUGCAGCGAACCGAGAGGUUUGAAACCAGCCAAGCAGUCCGGUUCAGCAGUCCGUUCAGCAUGCCCAAGGAAAUCCUGCCAGAGGUGGCCCAGCUCAGACAGUCGACUCCUAAUCAAGAGGAGACACACAAGGCGACACAAAAUAAAGCAAACGCUGAAGAGUGUGUGGUGGACGGUAAUCAGGCAACACGACCCAGUGCAGCACCUGAAGAGAAAUCACCCACAUCGGGGCCGAAGUCGGAACCUGUCAAAGACACAAAUCAGGCUCUCGACACAGUAAGUGAACUGCAUUCAAACACACCCACCAACCGAGGUACGGGUCACAACACCACACCUCACCUCAGUGCACACACACCCUCUGCAUCCAGCAGCAACACAUCCCCUCCCAACACUGGCAGGAGUUCACACAGUGCACAAACUUUAACGACAAGCAGUCCCGAGCCGCGGUCCCUCCCUGGAUCCAACGCUGAGCAAGGAGCAGAAACGAGUUUAAACAAACAGAGCGCAGCUGUGCAAGGGACACACACCCUGCAGUUGGGUGACUCUGAACAACACACACAAACAAAGACAGAGGUGUUACAGGCGGAUUCCCACGCGCAGCCACACAACUCCUCUGAAACACCUAACGUCCAGACUUCCACCUCCUCUGCUUCUCCUCCACCUGUCACUUCCACCUCCCUCUCUAAAGAACUCCACACGGCCUCUACUGCAGUGCACACAAGGACAGCUACCAGUGUUUGUAUUUCUGUUCCCUCCAUUCCCCCUCCUAUCUCUUCUUCCACAACUCUACAGCCUCCCCUCCCUGCGUCCUCUGCCCCCCCUCCUUCGUCCCCGGCUGCACCCAUCCCUAAACCUCGCACUGUCCAUCUGGUUAUCAAUAGCGGUCGCACCAUUGACGGCCAUGAGCAGCCAGAGAUCAGUGUUGUCAGUAGACCGGGGACCCCGGUCAGGAAAUCCGAAAAAGAAACGCCGCCACAAGGAAAAGAGCCGGAGAGCGUCCAGCAACCGCAGAACAACAGUGGAAGCAAAACAGGAGCUGGAGAAAAGGCUGGGAACAUCCAAAGUAUAAAAGGAAAUCCCAAAGAAGCUCCACAACAGAAGCAGAAUGCCACUUCCCAGGAGACGAAGGAUGCCGUAACAGAUGGACCACACGGUGACAGAGAAGCAACACAAUCAUCCUCCGAAGCCAAACAUCGAGUUCAGUCCGACGGUUCGACUGCUGAUGCACCGAAGGUACCGAGUGUAAAUAUUCAAGAAAUAACUCCGAAAGAAGUUGAGCCCGAGAGUUUGACGCCAUCAGGAAGCAAAAUCCCCCCGAAGAAGGAGAGUGGACGUGCAGCCGCAGAACAGACCGACACCAAGGCCCCAGAGAAAACCUCAGAUUUCACCGAAGUGCCGAAUGACAAAGGUGAAAAUGUGGUACAGGGCAGAAAAUACCUCGCAAGAGCACAUGAACCUCAGAGAAUAUUAUACUGUGAAGUGAACGCGCCUGAAUCUGCCGCGAUUAACGCACAUGUACCCAAAGACAGUCAGCAAGGUAGAAGCCCGGGUGUCGCAGCAGCAAACCACAUACACAUUAAACCACAACAGAACACACACAUCAGUAUUACCGCCCUAGAAUCCCAGCUGACCCCCAGAGCACAGGGAGGGUCACACACCAACACACAAGUGACAGCUGAGCGAGAGUUGCUCCCAAUUAUUUCUCCCGUACGCACGCCAACUCCGGACGGAUCUCUUCCGCGCACGCCCACCCCGGACUCCAGAACGCACACUCCAGACCCCCGGGCGUACACACCAGACUCUCAGACCCCCACGCCCGACGGGUACAUGUCCCCGAGGGACGACUCCAACCUCUCCACCACAUCGGACGAGUAUUACGAGUGUAGCAGUUCUCCUCUACACGACCCAGUGUUCGAGCGAGCGGGUUUCCACAACCACGGGACGACAGCGGAUCCCGAUAGCUCCACCCUCUCAAAUGGACCGACGUGUACUGCUGCUAGUCCAGUGCACGUGAAUAAUACGACUUGGGCGGAGAAUGACGCCGACAAAAAUGAAAAGAUGAUCAAACUCAGUGUUACAGAGAGACCAGACGAGGAGCAGGUGGAGGACGACGCAGCACUGAGACCCAGCGGGGGGGACGGGAGAGACAGACCUCAAUCACCCAGAGAGGCUGAGAGACAGAAGUCUCCGAGACCACAGCAGCAGGAUGGAGGUCCUUCUCCUCACAGACCACCCAGACCUCCACCAGUGGGUGCUGUCGGUUCUGCGACUGGGCGGAAGCAGGUGGAGGUUCCCAACAUCGAGAGCAGGAUGAGGACCGGACAGUUGCAGAAGCAGCUUCCCAACCCAAGAGCCCCGGCCCCUGGUGUCAACACGCACUGGAACACGCAGUCCCAUCUCCGUCCUCACUCUCAGAACCAGGAGGAGUCUGUGCAAGGAGCCCUCAGGCAGGAGGAAGGAAAGGCUCCGUUUACCCUCACCUUGAGCAAGAUGUACAACUUGACGGGACUGAAGGACAACAUGAGCAAGCUGCCCGCUCAGGGCAGGGGAGGCAGCGGCGGCCGUAAGAGCACCUACUAGUCUGGUCAUCUUCCGGAGAGAAAAGACAUCCGGCCUGGAAAUGUAAAACUAUAAAAACUGACCCCCAUAUGUUCAAGAAGAAGCUUUACAAAGUCAGGACUUGACACAGUAAACACACAAUGAAAGAAAUUGCCAAAAGAACAGUUUUCUGUCCUGUGGAGAUUUGGCUCUGCAUCAUGUCUUUGCUCUCGGCUUCUGCUGACUGAGUGACUGACUCAACUCUGAACUCUGACCCCUGACCUGUGGGUUUAACCUGCUCUUGUCCUGCUUGUUUGAUGGAGAACACAUUUUAAAGGGACAAUGUGUAAGAAUGGGGUCGACUGUCGAAUCCUGAUGCUGCGUUCACACUGAACACGAUGCAAAUAUUCCACGUAUCGAGAUUACAUACACAGUCAAUGAAAAUCCACGGUUGGACGCGUUAUGCAAUGAUGGAGCAGAACAGCUGAAUAAUCAGUUUUUAUUGGUUCCUGAUGAACCCAAUAAACUCAAAUGAUCCCGUGGUGUGAGUUGCUCGUUUAGGGCUCCACAAAAAUGUGUCUCUCGUUAGCUUUGAACGCACCUUUACUCCAAACAACAAGAUGGCAGCCUUUUACCAGCAAAAUGCACUUUUGGUUUCCUCCUCUCUUCUUUUCCCUUUCGUCGGGCUGCCCCCUGGACCUUUUGUGCACAUCUCACUGUGCACCUCUCAUUCCUUAUCUGCCACAUUAGUACCUGCUGCAUGCAUGCUUUGUGACUGGGCUCACUAUCACCUCUUGAGGUACAAAGUUAUAUUGCGAGAGAGAGAGAGAUACUUGCUGUUUAGCCACACGCUCACGUCGACAACAGGAUGUCUACUGCACAUGUUCCUGGAGUAUUCCACUAGAGGGCGCACCACAAAACUAAGACUGUGGUACUUCCAAAUUUACAGUUGUAUGCACCAAACGGACACAGGGUACGCGAGGCAGCCAUGACGUGCGCGUGUGGUUAAAGGCAGAUUAUCUCCAUCCUUACACUGUGUGAACACAUAGAAAACAAGUUUAUGUUGUGUUUAUUUAUGCUGAAUGACCCACAUUUGUAUCAUAACAAAUCGAAAUCUGCAUCUGUAUAUUAAAAGUUUAACAUUCUUUAUUUGAGGGUUAAAAGUGCCCAUGGAAAAA
Messenger RNA from Limanda limanda (common dab), 5569 nucleotides. Its product is annotated as protein FAM83G-like. The record is from RefSeq and is a predicted model, not a curated record. Bases 600 to 4433 code for a protein of 1277 amino acids. NCBI's taxonomy places the organism in Eukaryota, Metazoa, Chordata, Actinopteri, Pleuronectiformes, Pleuronectidae. The transcript has 5 exons.